AUGGAGAGCAGCUUGGUGACUGCCUCACACGGCAGCGCUGGGAGUAUGUGAUGUAGUAUCACUUCCACUCCAUGUACUAAGGAUGGUGAGCAGAAGUGGUCAAGACUUUCCAAGCAGCUUCUCACUAAGCUCCAGGGAAGCCAUGCUCCUACGUAUAAAAGAUAGACAAACAAGAAUGUGGCAAAAAUAUAUAUAUUUUUUGUUUGUGUGUAUCUAAGGAAAACACAAAAAGGUGCUGGAAGCGUAGAUUGCAAAUUACACCCAGAGGUAUAAACCAUUGAAAUGUACAUACGCUCAGAAAUAAACACAUCUAACAUAUCUAAUAAACACAUGCCAGUACAUGCCACUUUAGGAGAGGGAUUUGAGAUUAAUGUUAUUUUAUUAUUUUACAUAGUGAAGUAUUCUUGUUGUAUUGUUACUUUAAGAAAGGACAUUCCUCUAUUUACGACGUCAUGUUUAGUUUCCAUGGUAACUCCUGAGUACAGGUAUAUAUACCGAACAUAUACAUGAAGAAUGAUGGUCUUGAAAAAGUCUUCAAUUAAGACGAAACGCAUAGACUAUACUCAUUCAUUGACUGCACUCAAGUCUCCAGCACUUACUAUCCGGCUUUGGAACACGGCACUGUGAGAGUGGAACCUCCUGCCGAAAUUAACAGAUCAUCAUCGGGAGGGUUGAUCGGUGUGCUCCCCUACCCGGCGUUUGGCGUUGCGGGCGGGGUAAGUUACUCUCGGUAACACCCAGAGCUUUUUCCGGCUUGGGAACGUUCCCAGAGUGCCCUUAGCCUUGCCUUAUUAGCCGGGAGGAUUUCAGAGCUCCAUAUCCCCCUCCCCUACUGAUGAUAGCAUGCAUUUAUUUUUUAUUUCAUUUUUCCAAUACAGCAUUACAGUGGAUUCAGGGAUUUUUUCAUUUAUAGACUUGGGAUUACUCCAGUGAAGGGGCCCCUCACUGGAGUUUUACUGACUUUUUUCUUAAUCUGUAUAUUUUAGAUAUAUUUGACAUACAUUAUCAUUGUUUUUUUAGCAACAUGAUGUUAUUUUAUUAGUCAAUUAAAAUUAAAUAUUAUUUUUACUUACAGCCUAGCUGAGUAUGGUGCUUAAUUAAGCCACUAGUUACAGGUAUGAAGAUACUUUGUUACACUUUUAGAUAUUACGUUGCCUAUUGCAUAUAACAGCUCUGUCAAUCAAACUGUGGAUCGUGUUUUAUCAUACAGUAGGAUAGCAAUAGAAAUAGUGGUUUCUAUAUAUUUAUCACUUUUGCAUAUUAUCCAAAAGUGUUAUAUUUUUGUGGUUGGGAUUAUUAAAUCUCUUCCUGCUGGAGUUAUACUUUUUUUUUGGAGCGCUCACACACUUAUAAUUUUUUAUAUAGAUGACAUACACAUUUCAGCUCCAAGGGCACUUGUCAUGCCCCAAACAACGUAUGCUCAUUAGAAUGAGUAUAAGAGUUUAUCUAUACAUUGCGCUAACAAUUUUGCUAGCAAAUGUAUAGAUCAGGAGAACCUAUUUAAGAAAUGUUUUUUUUCUCCCAGCAGUCCCCUGCUCUCCACCCAUUGCAACCGCAGCGCAUGCACACCCAACAUUGUAUGUGGCCAGCAUGCUGUGCGUGCGCACAAAAGAUGCAAACUAUGCACAGAAUUAGCAUGCACAGAACUAUUGUUCCAGGCUGCUAAUGACACCCAAAUGACACAACGGUGGAGGAGUCAGACCUCUGGAAGCAAGGGGUUAAACUCUGUAUGUGCACCUUUUCAUACUGUAGACUUUCCAAAUCACUGAGGUGGUCAUGGUGCUUGGAAUAACCCUUUAGGUAACAUUGCUUCAUCAACUGAUCUCUUUUACGUUGUAAAACCAAAUAUAUGUAUAUGUGUGUUACGUUGAUCCUUCAAAGUAUAGAAAAAUAGAAAGAUAAAUUAUAUUAUUUCAAUGCAAUAGUCGGCUGAUGUUUCCUUUCUGAUAUUUCUAAUAAUUAAAUUAUCUAAUGGAAAACUGUAACAAAGAGAGCUGUGUUCCAGAAAACUUGCCUACUUAAUUUGAUUUCCACGAACAAUUAUAAGCAGCUGGCACGGAGUCCUUUAUGGAUUUGGAUUGCAUAUUUCCUGAAUGAGUGCUUUCUCCAUCAAUGGGUUUUCUUUAAAUAAAAACAAAAUAUGUGUACAAUAAAUAGGUGGCCUAUUUUAUAAUGUAGAAUUAAUGAAAUCUGAAAUGAAUUUUAUUUCGUGACAUUUAAUAGUUUGUAUAAUAUGUCUUACUGGUGAGCAACAAAAGGUGUGCAUGAUGUAAUGCACAUUGCAGAGUGUAUAUGCGUUCAGUAAUCUUUUAUAACAAUAAAGCCUAAAUAGACUGAUUGUGUAUUAAAAAUGCAUGUGCAGAGACGAAUUAGCAGGGACCACAUAUGAUGGCUGUAGAUUUUUUUUAAAUGUCUGUCUGGUUUUGAGGAUAAGAUAAACUGAGUGCUAGCGAUAUUGGUGGUAGCUGAGCUCAUUGCCUUCAUAGUUUCUUCAUAGUGCUGCAGGGCCUGAUAUGGGAACGCAACAGUGCCACAAGUGGCCUUUUCAUUUAAAAGCCCUCCCAGGUGACGCCUGCUUGUAUGAUGAAAAGUGGGAAAUUCUUACCUGUAGCUCUCCCCACUUGUCUCUGCUUUUUGUCCCCAUUCAGUCACAUUCUCCGCUCCUGGCAACUAAAGGAAGCCACCAUGUCUCAUGCAUGCGCAAAAGUGCACUACUCCUAUAUGGAGGAUCCUGUGAGAUACAGGAUCUCCAAUACAUCUUAUUGCACAAUAUUUUCUGUUAAAAAAUAUUCUUGUUCUCAGACAGCUGCAUCAGCCCACCCUCUCUUUCUCCAUCACACUUAGCUGCAUCAGCCCACCCUCUCUUUCUCCAUCACACUUGCAUAUAACAGCUCUGUCAAUCAAACUGUGGAUCGUGUUUUAUCAUACAGUAGGAUAGCAAUAGAAAUAGUGGUUUCUAUAUAUUUAUCACUUUUGCAUAUUAUCCAAAAGUGUUAUAUUUUUGUGGUUGGGAUUAUUAAAUCUCUUCCUGCUGGAGUUAUACUUUUUUUUUGAAGCGCUCACACACUUAUAAUUUUUCAUAUAGAUGACAUACACAUUUCAGCUCCAAGGGCACUUGUUAUGCCCCAAACAACGUAUGCUCAUUAGAAUGAGUAUAAGAGUUUAUCUAUACAUUGCGCUAACAAUUUUGCUCCCUGAAGGGAGUAAUUGCCAAGUAGUCCAUUCUAUAUCCCUCACAAUAAUCAAAUGGAAAUUUUACGGAAUGCUAUUGCACGGCUAUAAACCUGGAAGAACUGACUCCCCCAAUGACCUUAAAUAUAUGUGUAGAUACUAGGGGUUUCUUGCAUACCAAAGCAAUGAGGGUGACAUCAAGAGGGUAUACAUUUAAAAAUGAUCAGCUAUAUAAAGAGUGCAACAGUGACCCUCAGGACGGACUCCUUCAGAAGCUAAUGUGAGGCACAUCCCUACAACACAGUGAUUAGGGGGCAAGUCUUCAUUGUUUUAUGUGUGCAUAUGCAUAUACAUGUGUAUAUGUUUAGUAGAUAGCUCCCUAAUUUGGUAUCCUUAAAUAUGGCAAUCCCAUAUAAGGAUAACAAAUAAGGGAGUUAUCUACUAAACAACUGAAAUAUUACAAUUUAGAAAAGGGGUUUUGAAGUUUUAUUACAUAAAUGAAUGAUGAUAUAGAUUUUAUGUGUGGCCCAAGGCAAUUCCUCUGCGCUCAAUGCGGCCCAGGGAAGCCAAAAGGUUGGACACCUGUGCUCUAGAGGCUCUUCAGCUGUGAGAAACGAGCGAGACAUUGUCCUCUGAAUGCAUCUCAUAGAGGACAUUCCAUUGUAGAACUGUGUCACUUGCCGCACAUGCACUUCUUGUCUCUAAUGCUCCUCUAUGUGAAGCACUGGAUUGGAUGAGAAGAUGUAGAAGUAGCGUCGGGGGGAAGCAUCUGCACCAAGUGAGUCUCGGCACUAAAAAUUAAGAGGAUAUUUUUAGGUUCCCCUUUAUUUAGGGGUGGGGGGCUUCAACAGUGAGGAGACACUAUAGCUCUAGAAAUUCAUGUUUUAAUUUUUAAUGCUAUAGUGUUCCUCUAAGUCUAAGGUAAAGGUAAACCUUGCCAUUUGCACUAACACAUUAUUUAAUGCUUCAAGCUACUUUGGUAAACACAAUAUGCGGUAGGUUAUUACGUCAGGGCUAUUUUGUUUUUUUGUGGCUUAAGAUUGCGGUUUCUAUCAUUUAUACAAUUUCUUUUUAAAAGUAAUAUGAAUAAAUGUGUGGUUUUACUUUUUUACAUGCAGCAUUUUCAUUCCAUAUUACUUCUAAACGCAUGGAUUAUAUUAGCAAGCUCUCUCUUGCAGAAAUUCAAAUUAGAUACUUUCCAGAAUUCAGACUAUGAAAUUGAUUUCAUAGAACAUGAUUACACCACUGCAACAAAAUGCCAGCCAGCCCCAUCUGAAAAUUCCCCCAUCAUAGCUUACCAUUUGUAAAAGAACAAACACUUGGCUAUUUUAUCAUCGAGGAACACUGUAAGACAAUGUGUAUAUAGUUCCUGUUCCACUUACAAGACUAUUACUCAGAUAAGCCUUUAGUGGGUUUAAGGUGGUAUCACAGAAAUCCUUUGUGAUACUCCUUCUUGGUUGGGCUUUACUGGAUUGAAUGGGUGCAUUCAGAUUUCCAUAGUCGUACAUUUGCUGAGUAAACGAUAUCGUGCAAAAUGCUGUGCACAAUGAAACGAUUUUAAUUCACUGCCAUCCGCUUUAAAUCUAGGUAAAAUUGCAUGUGACAAAAUCAUACAAGUCACCAACACUGUUAGUUUUUUAAAAGCUUUAAUAAUCUGAAUAAAAAGGUUGUCUAGUCACCUUUGUUUAACAAAAGACUUAAUUUCACAAGUGAAAUACUUAUUUUAGUUUCUCUAUCAGUAAAAUGUUUUGGUAUUUACUAGGCUGACCCUGAAUAGCAGACUUUUUUUUUUGUUUUUGUUUUCUAUAAUUUUUUUUUAAUUUUCUUUUGCCAAUGGGAGAUCACAUUGCUGUUUUGUCUCAGAAUAUACCCAUCUCAACAGUCCGGGGCUAUUCUGUAGAAUUUUUGGUGUGUGUGUGUGUGUGGAUAUGCACGGGUCCCCUUUCCCAUCCCGCUAGUUUGGUUAAUCAAGUUGACCAACUCUGUUUUUGAUAGCAGACUUUUUAAAAAUCUCUUUGUGUAAUUUAAUGUUUAUAAUGCAGCAAAAAUCAACAGCUGGUAUCUGUACAAUAUUUGUUUGUUUUAGUUUUCAGUGUUACACAUGUCUACAUAAUAAACAUCACCUAUUUCUUUUUGUAAAGAAGUAUUUAAAGGGACACUCCGGGCACCAGAACAUCCACGAACACCUGCUUGAAUCACACGUUCAAGGCUUGAAUCUGGAAGCCUUUUAUAGUGGCGCCACUAAUAGGCUGAUAGAGUGAGUUGAUGCUCUCAGCCUAAUUGUACAUUACUCAAGCCGUUUUGUGAAUUUACCGAUAUGUUUAGUGUUAUACCUGACACACUCAGCCUUACGAUAGUGCCCCUGUCUGAGAAUUUGUGAUUCAUGGGCACAGGAUUUUAUAUGGUGGAUGUUCAUGGGCACCGGAUUUAACUCUUUGAGUUGAAACCAUGUGUUAAAGUUUUAACCUCUUGAGGUAAUCCAAUGCCCGUGGACCUCCUCGCACUAUAACAACUUCAUUUUUAUGAAAUUCAAUGCAGUUUUUAUGGUGCCCAGAGUGCCCUUUUUGUGUAUGUUGUAUUUCCAACUGAAUUUUAUUGGAUAUUUAAAGCAUCCGAAGCAACCUUGGUUAAGACCCUGCUUUGUACAACUUGACUUUAUUAUAUUUAUGUUACAGGCAAAACUGGAGUGUCCUGUAAGCCAAGACUUUACUGUGGAAAAUGUGCUCUCAGCUCUGCCAGCAUUUCCCAAGGGCGCUCCACAGCAACGAGCGAAGAGAGCCGCAGAAGCAUUAGUAAAAGCCGCCAAUUAUUCCAGGCUAAUGGCCCUGCAACAGGUACCCAAAUGUUACAUCAGUGCAAUGAUUCACUCCAGGGUUCAUUUAAUAGCGUUCUAGAAUUUAUCUGCUUGCCCUUAAGUGUGAAGUAAAACUAUUACCAUAAACAGCUGCUCCAAAGCCUUGUGAGCUUUCACAGUGUCAGACAUUUCCCAGCCACAACCAGGAAACCGCUUGUUGAAUAUGUUUUAUUGUAAAAAAACUGACAUGUAGUUUAAAAAAAUUCUAAUCUGUGAAGGCUUUUAAAAGCACUUAUUUAUUUAUUUAACACUUCCCACAUCAAGAGAUCCAUCCUGCAUUGAGGAUCUUUUUGUUCCAAAUGCUUAAAGGACCACUAUAGUGUCAGGAAAACAAACUCGUUUUCCUUAGGUACCACCUAUCCUCAGGACCCCUUCCCGCUGGGGUCCACCUAUCCUCUCCUUCCCCUCUGACGUCAGCGCCCGAGUGGAUCCAAAUGCACAUGCGCAGCCAGAGCUGCGCACAUUAAAAACGCCCAUAGGAAAGCAUUUCUCAAUGCUUUCCUAUGGACGUUCUGCGUGCUCAAUGCGAUUUUCACAUUGAGCGUCGGGGAAGCGCCUGUAGCGGCUGUCAGGAAGAAAGCCACUAGAGGCUGGAUUAACCCUGCAAUGUUAACAUACCCAAUUUACAGCUGCAGGGUUAAAACCUGGGGGACCUUGCACCCAGACCACUUCAUUGAGCUGAAGUGGUCUGGGUGACUAUAGUGGUCCUUUAAAGUAAGGGUAUCAAACUCUGCCUCACCCCCAAAAUGUUUAUGGCCUACAACUCCCAGAAUUGUUUCAGUGGAAUAGGUGGCCAAUGCAUCAUGUGAGUUACAUAGAAACAUAGAAUGUGACGGCAGAUAAGAACCAUUCGGCCCAUCUAGUCUGCCCAAUUUUCUAAAUACUUUUGUUAGUCCCUGGCCAUAUCUUAUAGCUAGGAUAGCAUUAUGCCUAUCACACGAGUUGUAGUUCAGCAACAUCUAGGGGACCAGAGUUUGAGAUGCCUGUCUUAAAAUACACACACAACAACAAAAUGGUAGCACUCAGAGGACAGAAAUAUUUCAUAGUUUCUUGAGUAGGGUUUCUGUGUGACUGCAAAAAGCAGGUGGAUUUAUUUUAUAAUUUUUCCCUAUGUAGGAUAUAUUAAUAGUGAAUCUGGUUGAAAUUCUAUGUUUGGUAAAUAUGUGAAUCUUAUAUACUCCUUAGGAAUCAUAUGUGAGAAUUACUGAGACCAGAGAACAGUGAUUAAGAUUGUACUCUGUAAAUUACUCUUUAAUCCUUAUAUCUGCAAUGACCUGUGUGAUUUAUCAGUGAAAUUUUCUAGUAAUAAUGUGGACACUAGAACAGGUUUAAUUAGUGACUGGUUUCACUGAAAAUUAAACUACCAGAAUAAACGCAAAAGAUAAAAGGUAUACUGAGCUGAUUAUAUCUUCCUCAUCUCCUUGAUGGCUGCUGCAGUUGAUACCCCUAGAGUACAUUUUAUAUGUAUUUAUGUUGAUUAUACUAUUUGCCAGAGGCACAGAAUGACAAGAUAAUACAUCGUAAAAAAAAUAUAUAUUUUUUUAUUUCUUUGUUUGCAACUUGUUUUGAUGUAAAUUUAUUUUCAAUAACCAACAUGACUGCCAGAGCUGUUAUGAAUUAUUAUUUUUUUUUUACACUUUUAAGUCUGAGCAUAUCCUUAUAAACUCAAUAUACAAUUUAUCCUACUGAUAAGUGAUAUAAUUCGUUAUGGAAAGAGAUGUUAAUCAGUACUCACCUCCUUUUCAGCAGUGGGGUUGGGGCCAUGUUCUGAAGUUGUUACAUUGAUCUAGCACCCAUCUUCUGCUCCCACCGGAAACCUGCCACACUUCAGCACUAUUGGCUCUGCUGUAAAACACAUUUCCCAGCAUCCCUGCCAUGACAAUGACAUGUCACAUUAUUUUGCGAACGCAUCAUUGUCAGAACAGAGUGACAAAUAUCCGUCAUGCUAUACAUGUAUUCCCCCAGCAACCGUGAGAGAAACUUACAGGAAUAUUAAAACAGCUACAGCACAUCCAUUGUAGUUGCUGAAACAGGGAGCAGAGAAACAACCUGCAGGAAGGUUCUCACUGUACACGGCUACUCAAUCCUCUACUUUAUUAUUAUUUAUAAAGAGACAACAAGUUUCGCAGAGCUGUGCAAUUGGUGGAGUAGCAUACAAGUAUAUGAAACAAAACGAACUGGAUGCACAGGAACAGAGGGUGGAGGGCACCGCUCAAACGAAGUUACAUUCUAGAGGAAGUAGGAAAAGUGACACGAGGUGUAUUUCAUGUACGGGAAAAAGUACAUUGCUAGAUUACAAGGGUUGGGGGGGUGCGUGGCUGGACCACCAAGCUGGCUGGUUGCAUGCCUGACAGGCUCCUGGCAGAUAUCACUUAUUAAGCUAAAAUUAAGCAACAACUCAACUCCUUUCGUAUUUGAAAGUUGACAACGGUGACCUAAGUAACUGCUGCUAAGCCUUCAGAACCCUGGGUCGGAUGCUGUAAAGGCCUGCUGGGAGAUUGUGCACCCGGAGCUUGCGGCCUACUCGACUAAGGGGUGAGGUGGAUGGUCGCCGCCUCACUUACUGAUGGAUCGUCAUGCCAGUCCCGUUCCCCACUGGCCCGAUACAUGUACCUCGGCUGGUUCCUGUAGCUCACCACAGUUUGUGCAACGCAGGCGGCGAUCCUAACAAAAUGGCAGUCGUGCCUCUGUCACCAGAGCAUAUUCACACGCAGCACUGCGGAGACCACUGCAAUGUGAUUGAACGCUCACUCAAAUAGCUAAAUGGGUCUUUCAACACUUCUGGGCAAUGCUGGGGAGGCGCAUGACUCAAACACCAACCCAUACUGAGAGGAAGGUGAAGAAGGCAGGAGAUGAGGGGCUGAGACUGCCUCUUUCGGGCAAAGCCCCUACUCCUAUGCUAGCUACCUGUGCUGACUGCCCACCUAGACCGAGGAGAUUGCCUCGGGCCUCCUGUUGUGCCAGAUAUGGGAAUGUCUCGAACUCGCAGAGCCUUAGAGUCUGUGUUACAUAGAAACUUCCCUCUGCAUAGUCCCGUUUUUAUUGCUCCAAUACCCUCUGUAGCCUCCAUGCUCUUGCGGUUACUCUGCCAAGUAUAGGCAUUAGCUGACUCUCUCUGGUUUGAGAACUUGAAGUUCGUGUGCCGCUAUAUGAGAGUCACUGUUAACUGGUCAAUUAAUUUACUGCAUUUGUUAUCUUCUUUAUUAUAUAUUUAUGUGAUAUUCCAUUGGUGUAUGCAGAGUUUUAAAACACCUCUCCAAGUUCCAGUGCUAUCCUUAGCACUUAGUUGGCUGCGUAACCAUUAUUGCACUAACUCAUGAUAACUUGGCAUCCUGUGUAACAUUAAUAUUUCACCAGUAGUUUAAUUCUUCAUCUUGAAACCUAACUUGUAUUAUGACUUUAUUAUUUAGAUAAACUCUACGUGUCUAACCAGACCUACUAAUUUCUAAGUAUAUUCUCGGUACUAUAUUCAGACAUGUUCGUCAAGCUUAUAUAUGCUCGCUUCUAUCACAAAAAUCCUCCACAAAACUAGGUAUUAUCAAACGAUCGUGAAAUGAUAUGCAAUUCUCGUACAUUGUGUGUUAAAUAUUUCCUGCAUGUAAUGUCUUUUUCUCAUAUCUCAAUAAAACAAAGAUUGACAGAAGAAAAAUGAAAUGUUAGUUUAUUGGAUGAUAUCAUUGCAGGAGAGGAAGGGUGAGGGUGGGUUACCAAAGUACGGGUAGGGAAGGCUAUUAACAGUUUAAGUGAUAUGCUUUCUUAAAAUAGUGAGUUUUCAAAAUGUUUUUUGAAAGGAUGAAUACUGGGUGCAGGGGCGUACCUAGAGCAUUUGGCACCCAGGGCGGAUCCUGUGCUGGCACCCCCUCGCCCUUCCCUCUCCCCCCCCCACACAAAAAAAAACCUGUACAUUUUUUAAAUGUUUUCUUAUUUUUUACAAUUUGUAAACUUUGCAAAACCGCUCUCAGCCCCUCCUAUAAAACCCUUGUCCUUCCCCGCCCCCUCCUUUAAAACCCCUGUCCUGCCCACUUCUACAAAUCCUGUACUGACCCCCAUCCACAAAACCCCCCGACCCCCUUCCACAAAUCCCCUGCUUAUCCCCCCUUAUAAAGACUCCUGUCCCAAUACAAAAACCCUGCCCCCGUUUACAAAAUCCCUGCAGACCCACACACACAUUUAUAGGCAGACAGUCACACACACAGUUACAGGCACACACUGGACAUACUUGUGUAUUAGUGAGGAUAGGUAGGUUGGAGCAGCGUUUUGUAGAGAUUAUUAAGCAAGAGACGGAAUUUUACAUUGAGCCCUUAAUUUUUAUGGGAAACCAGUCACACACACAGUUACAGGCAUACAGUCACACACAGUUACAGGCAGACAGUCACACGCACACAGUCACAUGCAGACAGUCAUGCACACAGUUACAGGCAGACAGUCACAUAUACAUUGACACACACAUGACAGCAGUAGACAGUCACAAGCACACAGUCACAGACAGAUAGUCACACACACACACAUACAUACACAGUUACCGACAGUUUUACACACACACACACACAGUUACAGACAGUUUUACACACACACACACACAGACAGUUACAGACAGUUUUACACACACACAGUUACAGACCGUUUUACACACACACAGUUACAGACAGUUUUACACACACACAUACACAGUUUUAUACACACACACACACACACACUGUCACACACUAUUACUUACAGACAGUGGGCUGGAGGAGGACUGGAUUCCAUGAAGCCUGUGGAGAGAGACAGCAGUAACCGGUAAGGGCCAUAUCAAGCCCUGCCCCCGCUGCCGGUUUGGCUAUGCCCCCGAUUUUAAUUAGCUCCGCCCCAAUUUACCUCCGUGCGAACAGUUCAGCUGGUCUUAGUGUGUGAGCUGUUCUGGCCGCACGGCACCCUAACUGCCAUGGGGGGGUACUUUUCAGCCACAGCUCACACAGCCCCCUCUAGCUCCCACAUCAGGGUCAUGGCACCCCCCACCCUAGUGGCACCUGGGGCGGACCACCCCCUCCGCCCCCCCUUACCCCGCCACUGACUGGGUGAGAUUCUUAUGUAGCAGGGAAAGCAAUGGCACUAUCCUUGUGGAGUUUUGAAGGUGGGUGUCAGAGGUGCGAGUAUGAGCACAGGAUAGACGCAGGUCUUCGGCAGAGCGUAGGGGCCUGGACUGGUAGGUUGGAGCAGCGUUUUGUAGAGAUUAUUAAGCAAGAGACGGAAUUUUACAUUGAGCCCUUAAUUUUUAUGGGAAACCAGUGUAAGGAAGAACAGAGGGGGCGAAGCAUGAGAGGUGCGGGCACACAGGAAGAUGAGCCUUGCCGCCGUAUUUUAUAUAGACUGUAACGGACCAAGCUGGGAAUGCGUAAGACCACUGAGAAGCUGAUUACAGUAGUCAAGGAGAGAGAGGAUUGUGGCAUGGACUAGCACCAUAACUGCACCCAGCAUUGGACAGUGGCAGAUGCGAGCUAUAUUUUUGAGAUGGAAGCAGCAGGGUUUGGCGAGUGACUGGACAUGAGGGGUGGAGGAGAGGUCAGAGUCAAAGAGAACAUCUAGGCAGCGAGCCUGCAAGGUAGAGCUGAUGGUAGCACCAAUGACAUGGUGGGAGACAGACACGUAAGUAGCAACACUUGAGGGAGAAAAUAUGAGAAGUUCUGUUUUGGACAGGUUAAGAUUAAGGAAACAAGCAGCCAUGCAGUUGGAAAUAGCAGAGAGGCAGUCAGAGGCACCAGUCAAGAGGGAUGGCAAGAGUGUAGAAGAGGACAAAUAGAUUUGUGUGUCUUCCGCAUAAAAUAAUAAUGAUAGCCAAAGGAGCUGAUGAGUUUACCAAGGGAGGCAAUACAGAUCGAGAAGAAGUCUAUAAGUCCUAUAUAAAUUUUAAUGCAAUAUUAUAGCUAAUAAAACUAAAACAAGGCAUAUGUUGAAAAUAUUUUUUUUUUAAAUGCAAAAACUUACACUAAUACUCAAUAUAACCCUUUUUUGAGGGUUAAGUGAUUUCAUAAUGGUAUGUAAAAUGUAGAAAUAUAUAUAUAUUUACCUUUUGUAAAAUGAAUAAAUUAUCAGUUUAAUGUGUAUUUUUUUUUUAAAUGAUCUCUGCACUGCAUUUGUAUUUGUUUACCUAGUGAGUGUCUGUGUGUGUGUGUGUGUGUGUGUGUGUAUAUAUACAGCACUAUGGAAUUUGUUGGAGCUUUAUAAAUAAUAUAUAUACAUAUAUAUAUAUAAACCAAAUGAUCUUCUGAAAGCUUUGUAAGUAUUUUAAAAAGAAACAUUAUGUGUUAUCCCUUGAAAAAAGAAAUGUAAGAGCAGCCUGUGUAUUUCCACGGAACGUGUCAUUUCAGCCCAUUUUUUGCAGUUUGAUUUAGAUUUGAAUGUAUGUCUGCAUAUUGGAAUCAUUUCAUGCCUAUUUUACAGACUGCGGGAAGGAUGGCCCAGCUGUGUUUAUGAAGCAUUUUCAAAAUAAAUAAUGUUGUCACCCCGUAGUGCGAAUCCCUGCUUCUUUGAAAAUAAAGCAGUCUUGGCGUAGUCAUCUUUUUUUGCUAUAUAGAAAAUGUUAAACAUUUGCAAGAUUAUUUUUACUUUUCUUACAUUAUGUCCCCUCUCCCCCCACACCAAUGGUUCUGACAACAAUUUUGAAUUUUCAAAUGACUUAUUGAGCUCAAUUUGCUGUUAGAAGACAAAACAAAUUAUAGUGCUACUUUGAACAAAAUAUACUGCUAUUCGUUGUGCGUCAUAAUGUAUUUGUGUAAGCUGCAGGGGAUAUCUCGAGAGUCGGUAGCUUGCUGGUAGAUAACCUAAAAGCGGAAAACCUGUCGAUAGCUGUGGAAAUAGUGGCAAUAAAUGUCUGUUAUAUUUAAAUGCUCAUUGAUGCGUGAUGUUUGCUUGUGUUUGUUUCUGUCAACUUAGUUUGUUCUUGCUUAACCAGUAAUUCUGUCAUUGAGACUUCACUGGUUGAAAGAGACACAUCUUAUUUACUAGGCCUAAAGCAGCUAUCCACAUUAUAUCGUUAACUUUAGCAACUUUUCCUAAAUGCAGUGGAGACCUAGUCCCCCAACACAUAAAAAAUGUACGAAGUAGGUGUUUCAAAGAAUUAAUUUUCUGAUAUAUUACGUGCAAUUCUAUUUUGCACAAUAGUCUAAGAAUGGGUCAAUGAGUCUAUUUUGAAAUGAAAGUAUGGUUCUCCAAACUGAUUCCACGUAUGUAAGGAAAAAAGACCCAUGAAAAAAGAUAAAGGACCACAGUUUAAAAGUAAAAGCAUUUUUAUCGAAUAAGAAAUUGUGUUGUCGUUUUUUUGAGAAUUUAUGAUGUUGUGUUAUCUUCUCCACAAAUGAACGGUUAUAGUAUUUCUCUAUUCUGUAGAGAAUUCAUGAUAUUCUGUUAAAAAAACAAACAAAAAACUAAAAACACUGCCCUGGUCAUUAUAGCUUUAACCAGGCACUGACCUGUUCUAGUUCUGAUGUAGCAAAAAGCUUUAUGCCACCCAGCGGAAGAAUUGCAACAGUCUCACUGCUCAAUUCUCUGCCAUUUAGGAGUUGAAUCACUUAUGUUUCUGUUUAUGCAGCAGUAACCACAUCUCCCCUGGCAGUAACUGACACAGCCUGCAUGAAAACCAAAUGUUUUUUUUAAUUUUCAAUCAGAUGUAACUUACUUUAAAAGUUUUUAUUCCCUGCACUUUAAAUUGAACUUUAAUAACAUACAGGAGGGUCCUGCAGAGUCUAGCAAGCUGUUAAAAGUGCAGGAGAUAAGAAAUUCUAAAUUAAACACAAUGUGCAAUAAAGGAAGUGUAAACAUUAGAUGACUGUUUCGGUGUUUAGGAAGGUUGUGUAAGUCACAUACAGAGAAGUGUGACUCUGCAUGAACAAAGUGAUUUAACUCCCAAAUGGCAUAGAAUUUAGCAGUGAGACUGCAGAGGCAUGAUCUAUACACCAAACCUGCUUCAUUAAGCUAAAAAUGUUUUAGGGACUAUAGUAUUCCUUGAAGCAGUAAUUGAGGAUCUCAGCUAGGCAGCUAGAGUGAAUGUGUGAGGAUCUGAACUUGUCCCUUUUGAAGGAGUAAAUUUGUACUGGUGUGGCAACAAGCUAGAGACCACCAGCUAAAUAAGAAUUUUUAUCUGCAACUGAUCUACAUUUUGUCCUCUCUUACUGAGUUCCUGCUAUCCUAACAUUUUUUUCGCCUCCUAGAUUGAAGCUUUGGAAGCAGAACUUGAUUUCCACCGGAGUAUUUACAGCCUCCAAGUUCAGUACAGUGAAGCUCUUUUUCAAGGAAUAAAACAAGCCUAUCACAAUUUUCAGGAAAACGUUGUUACUGUGAUUUGUUGUCCACUAAACGGUUAGUGACAGAUAAAACAAGCUUAACAUAAUACAGAAGAUCCACAGUUACAGUGUUUUCCAAUCAUUUAGUGUCAAUGUUAAUGUUAUUUAAAUGGUGAAUGUGUAUAAUUUACAAUUUUGUUUUAUUUUUUUUGAGGAUGAAGUAAAGUCAGGACCUUAAUAUCCCAUAUUGUUUUGCCUGUUUACUAGGAACAAUUCUGGCAUUCACCCAACAUUUAAGGAGAACUGUCACAUCCCUGUUUUCAAUAUUAUGUUUAUUUAUCUCCUAUAUUUUUAAAACAUAUAUGUGUGUGUGAGGUCUGAAAAAAAGAUCAGUUGUAGAAAUCCAAAGUACAUUAUUUAUUUAUCUCUAUCCUCGGACCGAGCGCCUUAAUUUUUCUCCCUGUCAGUAUUUAUCAUAAGCUCUGCUCUUUAAUGAGCAUUGUAUAUGCAUGGUAUAUGAAAGUGGAGAAACAGAACAAAGUUUCUGUUAAUUCUCCUCCAAUGUGCUGUGUGCCUCGUCUAUCCCAGGAGCAAACUAGAUUAUGAUAUCAAUUGCUACGUUCUGACAGGAGGAUCAAAAUCCACCUGCACCUUGCAGGGUUAAUUUCCCUUUGCUUCCCCUGUGUAAUUGUAAAUAUUCUUGUUUCCUGAGGUUGUUCCCGACUUGCCCACUAGAAAGAGCUCUUCCUGGCACAUCCUACAGCCGCCCAAACUUUAAACUCUCAGCGUAGGGGCAGCAGAAAGCUGAGAGCUUUCAUAUGACACAUAGGACUUAAGGGAACUCCACCAGGAAGCCAAUAUAUUUAAAGAAAUACCUGGGUGGCCACAGCGGGACAAGCCACCUAAGCACUUAACUCAGAAAAGCAAACAGAAGUUCCUACUUAUGAACUCCCAGCUCUUCAGUGUUUGGGGUGGAGGUGGAGAGCAGUGCCUGGCACAACCCAGGUAAGAAGUUGACUGCUCCAGAUUUUAUCUAGUUACAAUGGGGGCUGUCAGAGUAGUCCUAGCACUGCUUGGACUGUAGUGGUCAUGGUGGUUGGAGUUUUCCCUUAUAUAUUUGGACACUCUGGGCACCAGUACAACUAUAAUGCAUUUAAUAGGUUUUGAUGUCAGACACAUAACUUUUCAUGCUAGACAAUAACAUUUACCACCUUUGUGAUCUAACAAAAAGCAGUGAGACUGCACUGGCAUGAUUUAUACACCCAAACUGCUUCAUUAAGCUAAAGUUGUUUUAGUGCUUGAAGUGUCCCUGUAAAAACUGUAAACUCUUAAAACAUAGUACCUGUAAGGUUUGGGAAAUCAGAUUGCAUUUUACUAACAGGCAUGGAAACAGGCCCAUACUUUCCGAGAUAGGAGGCGUAGAACCGAUAUACAAGUGUGUGUUGUCUCCACAUGUUUAUUCCAGAAAAUAAACACUUUUUUUGUGUGUGUUCUUAUUCCUUUCUGUUUUAAGUAAUUGCCUUUGUGUAUAGUUUGAAUAUUUCUUUGAUUCACUACUGUAUAAUUGAAUUGAUUUUAUAUACCUGACAUAACUGAUUGCAUAAUCGUUGACAGUAAUUUUUACAUCUCUUGGCCAGAGAGAAGUUUAAAUAAAUAGUAGAGGUAUUUCAAUGUUUUGAUUAAGAUCUAUUUCUAAGUUGGUUAUUUGUGAAAUGAUUGCUAAUACUGUCAAGCAAAUCCUUUUGUACCGAUUAAAUUUGUAGUCCAAGUGCCAUAAAUCACAAUUCUGUCACUUUCCUCGUAGAUAUCCUUUCCUCCUAUUCUGAACUUAAAAUGGAAGGCUCUGAAGCAGCUCUGAGAAACUUCUUGACAAUUUUUAAAAACAAUGUGGAACAGAUUCAGGAUGCUGUUGACACCUUGACUCCAUCAAAGAAACAGCAACAUGAAGGUAACAAUUUAACAUCCUCAAUUUUAAACAGCGAGGAAUGACAGUGAGAGUCUAUUUCUUCAGCCUGAGAAGCAAAGCGCUUACAGAUCCAUUUUAUCUCUUCUAUUGAUAUGCGCAAUGCGUGCCAUACUAUCCUACAGGGAACAGGAUGUAAGUGGUGUGUGUGUGUGUGUGUUUGUAUCAAAUAUAUACAGAGGUGUAACUAGAAACUCAUGGGGCCCCGGUGCGAAAAUUGCCCUGGGGCCCCCCCAUAGUCUACCCCCUGCUACUCCCCCAUACGUUCCCCACCACACAUGCAGACAAACAGAUACACACACAGACAUACACAUACAUACAGACACACACACACACAGACAUGCGUCCUCAUGUGUCUUAUUCCCCCAGCCCCCCAUGUGUCUUGUUCCCCCAGCCCCUCCAUGUGUCUUGUUCCCCCAGCCCCUCCAUGUGUCUUGUUCCCCCAGCCCCUCCAUGUGUCUUGUUCCCCCAGCCCCUCCAUGUGUCUUGUUCCCCCAGCCCCUCCAUGUGUCUUGUUCCCCCAGCCCCCCUAUGUGUCUUGUUCCCCCAGCCCCUCCAUGCAUACAUUUCCAGUAUUAGACGCAUAAAAAUAUAGUCAGCACAAUUUUUUUUCUUUUUAUUAUAUGGUGACAGCAUAUGAAGAACUUCCAAACUGAAGAGGCAGAACACAUCCACAUAGAUGUUCUCUUCCAUUUCUUUACUCCCCUUCCCACAAUGACUCUGCAAUGCUUUUAUUGUCAGUCAGGCAACUGUAUCCAUUAAGGUUAUUGUAGCAGAAUGAACGUUUGUAAUACCCUUUUUAUUCCCUUUGCUCGGCUGUCCGUACUCCCCGUUCGUUUAUCGAACCCCCAUCUGUGUGGUCCCUGGGUUCGGAUCAUUUAACAACCGACCACCCCUGGCUGUUAACCGCGAAUUGCUUGUUAAAGAACGUUUCCUCUGUGUGCGGCCAUUUUCUCUCUCGAACCUGGGCAGCGGUACAUGGUCGUCGACGACCUGGAACUAAUUUUGGCUACUCUACCCCACGAACACCCGGUAAACCGAUACUGCUCCCAUCCAACUUCCUUUAAGAGAACGGUGUUCGGGAGACCUAAACCACCAAACAGGGGGAACAUUCGUAUGCUAGCAGCCAGUGGGAGCCUUCGUUGGCAUUCGUGUGAUAUUUUGACAAAGUGGGUGCUCAAAUCCCAGCUGUUCGGUAAUGUGACUUUCAUGGGGUUCGUUCUGAAAUAUUAAAAUGUGUUUUAUGAUGUUUGUAAAUAUUGUAUAUUUUCUGUACCUGAGAGAUAAUUUAAUUAAAGAGUGGUUCUUACUCAAUUAUCUCUCAGGCACAGAGGAGGAGUCUGUGAACUGUUUACUUGUCCCCUCUCAGGUCCAUCAGGGAAAUGCCCCUGGAAUAUGAUUUGAGAUACCCCAAGCAUGGGGAGUUGCAUAAAAGCCAGCUCUGACUCAAUAAAAACCAGUUGACUCCCAGAAUUGUGUGCCGUCCAGUUACUGGGGGGAUUUUGCUUUGGAUAUUUGAUUGCUUCCCCAGCUACAAGAAUUCUACAGCAGAGAUAUUUAUGCUGGAUAUUGGAGUUCCGCUACAGUUAUUGUUUAAGCUUGGCAUCUUUGUGUUAAUAGUUUGAAAUAUUCUAGUUAUUGUGUAUUUAGAAUAAUGCCUUAAAGUGGCAUUCCAAAACUCUAAAGCGCUUAGUGUGGAGUGUUAUUUAUUUAUUUAUUUAUUUAUUUCUAAAUCAUUUUACCAAAAGUGCAGUUUUCAACAGAAAUUGGCACUCUUAUAAAUGAACCUUGUUACACCCUCUUGACUGUCAAUCAGGCAACUGGUCCUGUUACUUUCUGGUUGUUUGCCUCUCUUUUGAGUUUAACGCUACUGAGUUAAUGUCUCAGAGCACCUGCAUUGUAAAGACUUCUCAUUGAGCUGCAUUGGGAUGUCUGUGAUUGGAUAGCCACAGAAAGUCUGGAUGAGGCUAGAAUGGGAGGGCUUUUAAAUGCUACGGACAAAAGGUCUGAAGCUUUUGCAAGCUCUUUUUAGCUCUAACACCAAUGAAAAAUGCAUAACUAAAUACAUAUUUGUUUUCAUUGUGGGGAUAUCUACUAAAUAUUGAUUUUUAAAUGGGCAUUGGGGUGUCCCUUUAAAAAAAUAUUAAGAUUCCAGUAAUGUGAAUUUUCUUAUUUUAUUGCACUCACAGGACAGUGUUUUGAUCUGUGGGUCUUUACCCUAUUAACCCUAGUAAUGCUUUAAACAGGAUUGGAAUUGGAUUGGAAUCUGUAUUUUCAAGGGAUAUUUCAUGUAUAAUAAUACUUUCUGAGACUGAUGCAAAAAUGUACUGUUUUGUAACAUUAAAUCUGGUUCUUAGAUAUUCUGUCUGUGCUGCAUCGUCUCUGCAAACUGAAUGAGAUAUCAUUUGGGGAAUUUACCUCUGUUUGGAUAGAAACAUUGCAUGAACGCUAGCCUGAAGAAGGUUAUUAUUCAUUGUGAAAUAACCUUGGGGUCCUGUCGUAGUUACUCUUCUUAUUAAUGGUCUUGUAAUAGGCAUUAUAUUGCCACAGUGUUUGCUAAUAUCUUAGAAUUGUGUAAUCAUUUCAGAAAAGUCAAUCAUUGUGAGUUGUGCAUUUGGGACAUAAAUGCAAAUGUGCAAGUUUUACACAUUAAAUAGAUCUAAAAUUACAUUUCAUACACCCCACCACAUAAAAUCAUUGGUGCCCAUUUUUAAUAAACCUUGUAGUAAUAAGUUACCAUAAAUUGUACCCAGUUUUAAUCUAAUUUUUAUUUUGGUUGUUAUGAAGGUAGAAAUUGUGAUACUGAGUUUCAUAAUUAUUCAGAUUGAGACAAAAUUACAAAGUGACAGAGACGUGCUGUCUCUUUUUUUAGGUUUUAGUCAAUCCAACUAGCAAUUAAAAUUCUAUAUGUCAACUAUGCUCACCUAGAAUAUCAAAGUUAAUAUAAUAUAGGAAAUAUUCCAAUUACCAGGCCAAAGAAAGUUUACAAUUUCAAUUAAUCAAACAGGUGCCUAAGAGGGAAUAUGAACUCUAUAUGCUAAUACAUUUGACUUAAAAGACCUCUAUAGAAUACCUGUUGGGAAACCGGUCUACUCUUUAAGAUUUGCAUAUUUCUCCUUCAGCAAUUUUGUAUAUAGUAAGACUCUUGAAUGUAUGUGGUUAUCUACCUGCUAAAGAUGGUGCUCUGCUCAUAGUGCAACAUUUACAUUCUGUACUUCCAUCUGUCUAAUUUGGACUAGGCUGCUAAACUUGUCUAACAGAAGAAUCGUUUUUUUCCUGUUCUACCCUUUCAUUUACAGCGGUGGGGUUGGGGCUGAUAAAACUGCUGAGACUGGUUGCCAAGUUGUAAUACCUUUUGUGAAUUGAACCAUUAAAUUACCAUAGGCUCAAAUAAUUUUAGUGCUGGCUAAAGCGAUUUCGUGAAUUGGGUUUCCAUCAGAGCGAGGAUUCCAUGCAUUUUAGUUCAACAGCAGAGAAACCUUUUUUAAGCGAUAUAGGUAACUUUAAUGCCAAUGUAGAGUGUUGCAGAAUAUGCUGGGACUUCAUUUAUUACAUGAUAAAUAUAAAGGGAAGAACUCAGUAUAUCAAUCAAACUGACUGCAUUUAAAUCAAUAUAAUGGCAUUAACCUCUCAAAUAUUGCAAUUUCAAAUGUAUUUUUUUGAAUUAUUUGUAAAAUUAUUAAAUAUUAAUUACACGUGAAAAAAACUAAAAUCACAUUCUUGCAGGGAGGUUUUGUUUGCACCAUUUUUAAAAAUGAACUUAUUUUAUCUUCAUCUCUGCUUAGCAGUUUACUCGAAAAUGCAUAAAUACACAAAGAGACACUUUAGUCAAAUUAACAAUUUCAUCUCAUUGAAUUGGUUGUAGUGUCUUGGUUCCCCUGGCACUGUCCUUCUAUUCAGCAUUAAAUCGCUUUUAAUGUUUUAAUGCUAAACUAGAUACCCUAUUCCCGCUGUGCUACUUGGGCUAAUAAUUAAGCAUUAACCUGAGCGUCACUGGGUGGCUGUGAUUGGCUGAUAGCUGACUGCAUUCAGCCUAUACAGUACCAUUCAGGUAUGAAUGCCUAUAUCUAUAAGGAAGUGUAUAAUCUCUCCCUUAGUUAGCUGACUGCAUUCAGCCUAUACAGUACCAUUCAGGUAUGAAUGCCUAUAUCUAUAAGGAAGUGUAUAAUCUCUCCCUUAGUUAGCUGACUGCAUUCAGCCUAUACAGUACCAUUCAGGUGUGAAUGCCUAUAUCUAUAAGGAAGUGUAUAAUCUCUCCCUUAGUUAGCUGACUGCAUUCAGCCUAUACAGUACCAUUCAGGUGUGAAUGCCUAUAUCUAUAAGGAAGUGUAUAAUCUCUCCCUUAGUUAGCUGACUGCAUUCAGCCUAUACAGUACCAUUCAGGUGUGAAUGCCUAUAUCUAUAAGGAAGUGUAUAAUCUCUCCCUUAGUUAGCUGACUGCAUUCAGCCUAUACAGUACCAUUCAGGUGUGAAUGCCUAUAUCUAUAAGGAAGUGUAUAAUCUCUCCCUUAGUUAGCUGACUGCAUUCAGCCUAUACAGUACCAUUCAGGUGUGAAUGCCUAUAUCUAUAAGGAAGUGUAUAAUCUCUCCCUUAGUUACACCACCAGUAGGGGCAAUGCUAUAGGAAGCCAGUGACUCAUGAAAAUGGUUUAACACUGAAUGGAGGGACAGCACAAGAGGACCCCUAGCACUAUACUCAAUUCAGUGAGAUGAAAUAGUUAUAGUGUCUACACUAGAAGGGAAGAAAUAGAGGAACACAGGUAAUUGUACAAUCUAAUGCUUAUUAGUAUUGUCCGGUUUAUUUAACUUAGUAAGAGUUUUGGGGAAUUCCAAGUGAACCGAAAGUGAUUUGAAAUGUAUGGCCGAAAUUGCUAAAUGGAAAAACAUCUACAAGUCAUCUCUGUAUGCAGUUCAGCUAAAUUUGAAAUUCACUAUAAAUUCACUUUGAAAUCCUAAUAAUUCUCACUUUAGUAAAUAAGUCUGUGUAGUUCUUACACAAAUGCAGUUUAGUUCACAAGAUAUUUGUCAUUGUUUUUAUAUAUUUUCGUUCUUUCAUUUAAGGCUCCUCCGUUUUAUUUUUAUUACUUUGACAGCUAGGAGAGGUAGACCUCAUAGACACCGAGGGUUGUAAAAUGCAUUUGUUAUUGGUAUUCAAUGUUUAUCAGAAAUGCAGUUUAGUUAAUCGUAUAAUGUAUGUGUUCAGUAAUGUUUUUCCCUUUUUCUAUUUAAGGUAAUGAGGCCAUUUCAAAAUUGGGGAAAGAUUUCUUCCUUGCUUUAGAGAGCUCACUCAAGAUUUGUGGAGAAAAGCGUGAUAAAUCUGCUUUGGAAAUUGCAACUUUAAAACAUGAACUGGAUAAAUCUUUAGAAACCCUCAGCUCCUUGAAGAAGGAACGUAAACCAAAGGGUUCUUCCAAAGACUCUACAAGGUCUGAAGUAGAAAGUCUUGAAGGCACUGGAUUAAGUUCUGCUGACCCAGGGCAAGAAAGAGAUAGCGAGAAGGCUUCUCGGCAGUUGAGUUACAGAAGAAAACAUUCCCAGCCUUCUCUUUCUACUAAUGAUAGAGAAACCAUAGACAGUCUAAAAUCACAAGAAAAGAAAAGCUCUCUUCCAGUUCCCCAUCAAAGAAGCAAAAGCCUGCAGAGGAGUAAAAGCGUUAAAAAUCCAUCACAGCCUCCCUGGCAGGAUUAA
This is a messenger RNA of Pelobates cultripes (western spadefoot toad), 21934 nucleotides long. Lineage: Eukaryota; Metazoa; Chordata; Amphibia; Anura; Pelobatidae. The record is from the annotation of a GenBank genome assembly.